Molecule: messenger RNA, 1317 nt
Organism: Anopheles maculipalpis
Lineage: Eukaryota; Metazoa; Arthropoda; Insecta; Diptera; Culicidae
Gene: Eno
Product: enolase
Exons: 3
Coding region: 14-1315 (433 amino acids)
Biological process (GO): glycolytic process
Cellular component (GO): phosphopyruvate hydratase complex
Molecular function (GO): phosphopyruvate hydratase activity; magnesium ion binding
Source: RefSeq, a predicted model, not a curated record
AAAGCAAUCCAAGAUGCCGUUCAAGAGUAUUAAGGCCCGUCAGAUCUUCGACUCGCGCGGUAACCCCACCGUCGAGGUUGACCUGGUGACCGAUCUCGGUCUGUUCCGGGCUGCCGUCCCGUCCGGAGCAUCCACCGGUGUCCACGAGGCACUGGAGCUGCGCGACAACGAGAAGGCGAACUGGCACGGCAAGGGUGUCCUGAAGGCGGUGGAGAACAUCAACAAGACCAUCGCACCGGCCGUGUUGGCUUCCAACCUUUGCGUUACGCAGCAGAAGGAGCUUGAUGAGCUGAUGCUGAAGCUUGACGGAACCGAAAACAAGUCGAAGCUCGGUGCCAACGCUAUUCUGGGCGUUUCGCUGGCCAUCUGCAAGGCCGGUGCCGCCAAGAAGGGUGUCCCGCUGUACAAACACAUUGCCGAUCUGGCCGGCAAUGCUAACAUCAUCCUGCCGGUGCCGGCAUUCAACGUCAUCAACGGUGGUAGCCAUGCUGGCAACAAGCUGGCCAUGCAGGAGUUCAUGAUCCUGCCAACCGGUGCGUCGUCCUUUACCGAGGCAAUGAAGAUCGGUAGCGAGGUGUACCACCAUUUGAAGAACGUGAUCAAGGCCAAGUUCGGGCUGGAUGCGACCGCCGUCGGUGAUGAGGGUGGCUUCGCGCCCAACAUCCUAGAGAACAAGGAAGCGCUGAACCUGAUCCAGGACGCCAUCGCUAAGGCUGGCUACACCGGUAAGGUUGAAAUCGGUAUGGAUGUCGCUGCGUCCGAGUUCCACAAGGAGGGCAAGUACGAUCUGGACUUCAAGAACCCGAAAUCGGACCCGAGCGCAUGGUUGGCUCCGGACGCGCUGGAGCAGCUGUACCAGGGCUUCAUCAAGGACUUCCCGAUUGUCAGUAUUGAGGAUCCCUUCGAUCAAGAUCAUUGGGAUGCGUGGAGCAAGAUCACUGCCAACACGACGAUCCAGAUCGUCGGUGACGAUUUGACCGUUACCAACCCGAAGCGUAUUGCUACCGCCGUCGAGAAGAAGGCCUGUAACUGUUUGCUGCUGAAGGUGAACCAGAUCGGUUCGGUGACGGAAUCGAUCAAUGCGCAUCUGCUGGCAAAGAAGAACGGUUGGGGUACGAUGGUUUCGCAUCGUUCCGGCGAAACCGAGGACACGUUCAUUGCCGAUCUGGUGGUGGGUUUGAGCACCGGCCAGAUCAAGACUGGUGCACCAUGCCGAUCGGAGCGUUUGGCUAAGUACAACCAAAUCCUGCGCAUCGAGGAGGAGCUCGGUGCCGGAGCGAAGUACGCCGGUAAGAGCUUCCGUCAUCCGCAGUAAGC